AUGUCUUUCGUUCCGUACGAUGAAAAUUGUGAUUUUCCGUUGGAAAAUUUACCCUAUGGAAUUUUUUCAACUAAUGAAGAUCCGAAACCUAGAAUCGGAGUCGCCAUUGGUAACGAAGUACUCGACGUAAAAGCUGUUUCACAUUUGUUUGAAGGACAAUUGAGAGAAAAAAAACAUGUCUUCUCGGAGGAGACUCUUAAUUCGUUCAUGGAACAAGGGAAAACGUUCUGGAAAGAAACGAGAAAAACGUUACAAAUGCUUCUUUCCGCUGGAAAUCCAACUUUGCAAGGAGAACUUAGAAAAAAAGUUUUUCAUCCGCAAUCGAGUGUGAAAAUGCAUCUUCCCGCUCAUAUUGGGGAUUACACCGAUUUUUAUUCUUCUAUUCAUCAUGCCACAAAUGUUGGUAUCAUGUUUCGUGGUCCGGAAAAUGCAUUGAUGCCCAACUGGAAGCACAUACCCGUCGGUUACCACGGAAGAUCCAGUUCUGUUGUCUUAUCAGGAACCCCUAUAAAACGACCACUUGGUCAAACGGUACCCAUUGAAGGAGCCGGCCCAAUAUUCGGACCAAGCCGUCUCAUGGAUUUUGAACUUGAAGUUGCUUUUUUUGUUGGUGGUCCACCUACAAAAUUGGGAGAACCAGUUUCAAUAAACAAUGCUGAAGAUCAUAUAUUUGGAUUUGUUUUGAUGAACGAUUGGAGUGCGAGAGAUAUUCAAAAAUGGGAGUAUGUUCCAUUAGGACCUUUUCUAGCGAAAAAUUUAGGAACUUCUAUUUCUCCUUGGGUUGUUACUGUAGAUGCAUUGCAAAACUUUAAAGUUCCAAAUUACGAACAAAAUCCAACUCCAUUACCUUAUCUUCAACAUUCUGAUCCGUUUAAUUUCAAUAUUAAUUUAAAAGUCGAUCUUAAAAAUGAAUCAUCAACGACAACCAUUUGUAAAUCCAAUUAUCGCUAUUUGUACUGGACUGCAAAACAGCAGCUCACUCAUCAUACAGUAACAGGAUGUAACUUAAGACCUGGAGAUUUGAUGGCAUCUGGUACCAUAAGCGGAGAGACGCCUGAUUCCUUUGGAUCCAUGUUGGAACUGAGUUGGAAAGGUACCAAACCCAUACAAUUAGCUGAUGGAUCCAUUCGAAAAUUUCUUCAGGAUAAUGAUGAAGUCAUCAUUAGUGGUUAUUGCCAAGGAAAUGGUUAUCGAGUUGGAUUUGGAACAUGUACAGGUAAGCUACUGCCAGCCAGAAGUGAAUAA
This is a messenger RNA of Pediculus humanus corporis (human body louse), 1245 nucleotides long. RefSeq names its product Fumarylacetoacetase, putative. The record is from RefSeq and is a predicted model, not a curated record. Gene Ontology annotation, molecular function: fumarylacetoacetase activity. The coding region runs from base 1 to 1245 and encodes 414 amino acids. Gene Ontology annotation, biological process: homogentisate catabolic process; L-phenylalanine catabolic process; L-tyrosine catabolic process. NCBI's taxonomy places the organism in Eukaryota, Metazoa, Arthropoda, Insecta, Psocodea, Pediculidae. The transcript is spliced from 8 exons.